ACGUUUGUGAUUGUUUUGUUAGUGUGAGGCUCACAUAUCCUUGGUUCAAUUACUGAUGGAUUAUGGUCACUACGCAUUGGCGCUUCAAGCAAUGUAUGUGCUACCUCCGGCUAUCUGGGAUACCAAUUGCUUCCGACUCGCGAUCACGCUGCACUUGAUGCAGGAACCGAGACAGAUUGCCGAAGUCGAGCGAUUGUUGAGUGAUUAUGGCAAGACGCAUAUCACAUUGGCCAAUCCCUUAGCGCCUUUUGAUCUACCCCCUAUUCGUAUUGAUAUGCCCAAUAUGAAAAAUGUGGCCGACAGCGACAAGUAUGCGUUGUGGAUGUACUACCAAGCAGCAUGCAGCGAAACAGAGUGGGGAAAGGAAAAAGAGAAUUACGAAGCCAAGAGUUAUGAGCAUGCCCAGCAAUUGAAGCAACAGCGUCACGGACGUGAAACCCUCAAGGAUUGGGCGAUGCGACGGUUCAAGGUGGAAACGGAACAAGAUCGUUUGCAGCGCGAUAAAAUUGAAGCCGACAAUACCAUGAUUUACAUUUCGACCCAGAAUCAUCAGUUUGAAUACGCCUGGCAUGUGUAUGAGCGUAUGGGCAAGGAAGUUGAUGCCUUCACUCCGCGAGUGGUGAUGCAUCUUUCUUGGCAAGCUUACAAACAUACUCCCAUCGCGCAUGUGUCGCUGCGAACUCACUGGGAAGACCGUGCGUGGGAGCUGUACAGCCGAUUUAUGGACUCAGAAUAUCUUUACCCCAAUCAAACCGAAACACCAGGUUUUCUGGGUGAUCUUCUUUCGAUAGCUUCCACGACGAUUGGUGUCCAUGACGGAGCUCAGUUUGACAAGGUGAUGGAACUAUAUCAACUUUUCCAAGACCGCGGAUAUGAGCGGUUGCUCAGCAAUGAGCAAGUGAUCACGCCUUUGUUGUGUACGUUGAUAUACCAGUGCCGACGAUCACCACAAAGCAUGGAUAGUAUGCGACGCAAAGCCUUCCAAAUCUGGCGAACCAAGCAUGCGAUCGAUCAAAAGACAGAAGGAAAACAUCCGUCGACAGCCUACUCGAUCUUGUGGAUCCUGCUGGUGUUUUGCGUGCAUUCGGGCGAUAAAACGGACUUUGCUGAACUAUUGGUGACAUUGAGCAGUCAUUAUGUGGACAAUUUGCCGCCGACGUCGCUGCUGGCGCCCAUCCAACGAUUUCAUGACCGGUAUCUGUCGUGCUCGCACGGAUCAACCCCAUGCCAUUUUCACCAUUAUUUGUUUCGGCCCGUGGACAGCCCCGACAAAGACCCCUCCGGUUACAUGGACGACCUAGGUUUUGUCCGUGGCGACAGUCGACGAGCAUCUUCAGCGUCGUCCAUCGAUGUGACCAGUCUGCCAGAACCUAUUGCCCACAUGUAUGAGACUUUGCAUCGGCGAACCAACAUUCAUGACAUGGGCGCGGCGAGCAUGGAUGCCGCAGUAUCGUUCAGUCUAACAAAUCAUGGGCAGUGGGUGACCAAGCCUUUUUAUUGUCCUUUGAAUAAAGCGCAAGCCUUAAUACGACACUGUCUAGGUAGAAAAGAAAUCCACGACAGGGUAAAGUCUACCGUAGCAUAAAUAAAACACCUCAUUGUCCAUGUGAGACCAAUCCACG
This is a messenger RNA of Radiomyces spectabilis, 1622 nucleotides long. RefSeq lists its product as uncharacterized. Bases 56 to 1585 code for a protein of 509 amino acids. The transcript has a single exon. NCBI's taxonomy places the organism in Eukaryota, Fungi, Mucoromycota, Mucoromycetes, Mucorales, Radiomycetaceae. The record is from RefSeq and is a predicted model, not a curated record.